UGCUUUUGAGUUCUCCAUAAGUUUUCUUUAAAGCCAUCACUGUUUUGCUUCCUCUCACCGCCCAUUCUCUGUUACCUUGGAGCUUAAUUUCUCUGUACAAAGAAACGCAAUAUACUGCAGUAUAACGCUCCGUUUCAUCAAUCUCUCACUAAUCCUCUCUAACAUAGUUUGCAUGUGAGCAUAAGCUGGUGACAAGCUUGAAACUUGAGUUUUUGCAGAAGGAUUCCGGUCUUUGAUGCUGUUGUAAUAAAGAUGAGUGUUUGUCAGACGUGUGGGGAUAAAGGUGACGUGAAGUGUCUUGUAUACUGUGCCAAGUGUCGGGUUUCCUGCCAGCAUAGCUAUUGUCUGAACAUUUUCCCAAUAAAAGAUGAUAAAAAUGCCAUUUCUACAUGUGAGGAAUGUUGUCAAAGAAACACUAAGCCUAGUCCUACUCCAAUUAGAAGCACACGCAUUAGUCAUGCUGUUGAAACGAGGUUGAAUAGGAUUAAGAUGCGAAAGCAGACUGUUUCCUCCAAAGUAAUUCCACAGACUUACAGAGACGUAGAUAGGUUGAGUAACAUAAAGCCUACUGGUGAUUGUUCUUGCCAGAAAGAGGAGAUGGAAUGGAUACCUUCCUUUUCUCAUAGCGCCAGAAAUGAAGAGCUCAAAAAACCAAAAAGGAGAUUGAAGCUUGAAGAUGGCAGUUCUGAUGAGGAGUCUGAACCUGUUAAAGGCAGUGAAGUUGAACAUUCUCAAUUAGAACCUGUUGUCAGUUUUUAUCCGCCGAACAUAUUGAACAAAAUAUCAUAUUCAGAUGCCAAAGAAUAUAUCCCUUCACAACCAAUUAAUGAUCCAAUUUGGAGGGGAUCCUUCCGGAUUAAACAUAACAAAAAUCCAACUUUUAUUGGAUUGACAGCCCAUUUAUCAAGUAAAGCUUGUACAAAGGUAGAGGAUGCAGCAAAAGCACUACCAAUGCAACUUAAUCUAGCAACUUUUCCUAGAUUGGAGGUUUGGCCCCUGAGAUUUCAGAUCUCACCACCCAGCGAUUGUGAUAUUGCUCUUUAUCUUUUUCCUGAGCAUGAAAGGGAUGAAAAGUUUUUUGAUGACCUGCUAGAUGACAUAAUCAUGCAUGACCAAGCUCUUAAGGCAGUAUUAAACAAUGUAGAGCUGUUGGUCUUCUCUUCUCGUGAGCUACCUCCAGAACAUUGGCGUAAGCUUUACAUAGUUGUUGCUGUUGGUGCAGGAAAUAUUAUUUAUGGUGUGUGUUUAAACCAACGAAAAGUACUUCCCCACACAAUAAUGCCAUAGUAUGCGAUGCCUCUUUACCUCACAAUUAAUGGUAGGAUUCAAAAUGGAAUGACCUUUGGCAACUGAAUUCGCAUUUUUGGCAUAAACAGAAAGUACACUUUUGCUUCCUACAAAAUGUCAAGCUUGACAAUCCAAGAGAGAUGAUAAUGAGAGGGAUGCAAGAAGCUGGCCUGAUUCAAUAUCUUACAUGAAUCCCUUGUGCUAAACUGUUAGAGGUCCCUUGAAGUGCUACAAGAGAUUACUACGGUCAAAGGAAUUUGGAGAUGUAAGAAGACAAAGUCCAAGCCAAUUCCAGCAGUUUGAGCAGUUGUAGGGAUUUUUUGCUGCUGCCAACAAAUAAACCAUGAUGUAAUUGCAGGAGGGUAAUAUUAUCCUCCAUUUGCUGUUUAUGGUUCCUUAUUUGUAGGGGAUGGUUAUCCUCUUCACUUUGUAUUUAAAGUGCAACAAUCAAUAAAAGUUUUAUCAGAAAAUUUUCCAAAAA
Jatropha curcas is the source of this 1768-nucleotide messenger RNA. RefSeq names its product PHD finger-containing protein 6. Gene Ontology annotation, molecular function: histone reader activity. Gene Ontology annotation, biological process: negative regulation of transcription elongation by RNA polymerase II. NCBI's taxonomy places the organism in Eukaryota, Viridiplantae, Streptophyta, Magnoliopsida, Malpighiales, Euphorbiaceae. The record is from RefSeq and is a predicted model, not a curated record.